Messenger RNA from Rhipicephalus sanguineus (brown dog tick), 633 nucleotides. Its product is annotated as astacin-like metalloprotease toxin 5. Gene Ontology annotation, molecular function: metalloendopeptidase activity; zinc ion binding. The record is from RefSeq and is a predicted model, not a curated record. Bases 1 to 633 code for a protein of 210 amino acids. The transcript is spliced from 4 exons. Gene Ontology annotation, biological process: proteolysis. Lineage: Eukaryota; Metazoa; Arthropoda; Arachnida; Ixodida; Ixodidae.
AUGAGUGUGGCAGCGCUGAAGAACGUUGCUCUGAUUCUCCUGGCGACGGGGGCUUGGAAGGCAACGCCUGCUCCCAUCCCUGAAGGGUCCUUUUCCGAAAUACACCCAGGCACAUGGGCAAAUGUCCGCAUGAUCAUGAGCGUGAUCGAUUCAAUAGAGGAGAGGACGUGCAUACGCUUUGUCCCUCGGAGCACUCAGACAGACUAUGUCCAUCUUAAACACCAUGAAGGAUGUUACUCGGCCAUCGGGCGCAACGUCGGUGUACAGACGCUGUCCUUGGGCGACGGCUGCUUCUUCUUUGGCACAGUGACCCAUGAGAUGAUGCACGCGAUUGGUUUCUAUCACGAGCACUCGCGCCCCGACAGGGACGACUACAUCGAUAUCUACCCAGAGAAUGUGAUGCCGGGGCAGCUGCUAAGCUUCACCAAGGUAAACCCCAGCGAAAUCCGUUUGCUGACGCCAUUCGACUACGACUCAGUCAUGCUGUAUGGAUCCCAUGCAUUUUCCCGUGAGCCUGGCCUCACCACCAUGCUAGCGAAGGACGGGAGGUGGCUUAUGAAUGUCCACGAAAAGCCUGGGUUAAGCGAAAGUGAUGUAACUCGUAUUAACACUCUCUACAACUGUACAAUAUAG